Didymodactylos carnosus is the source of this 1787-nucleotide messenger RNA. NCBI's taxonomy places the organism in Eukaryota, Metazoa, Rotifera, Eurotatoria, Philodinida, Philodinidae. The record is from the annotation of a GenBank genome assembly.
AUGGCGGCAGCUGAGAACCCCCGAGGAUAUUUUCAGCCAUCAGCGACAACUGGUCAGUUGACAUACAUGUAUGGCGAAAGUUUCGGUCAUCAACAACGACUAGCACAACCAGCACAACAGCAACGACAUCGACCAGCACCUCAUCCACAUCUUCAACAGCAACCACAGCAACUACAACUACAGCUCCAUGUAAGAUUAUAGGAACAAUAAUCGAUUCACUACACAAAACACAGACAUAUGUUUUUUAUUUCAGUUUCAAUUAAGUCAUAUUUGCCACUGAUUGUAUUAGCUGCUAUAGGAUUACUCGGAUUAUUGAGUGUAUGCUGCUAUUGUUGCUGUCGGCAUUGUUUCAAGUAUGUCAUAGUGUAUCUGCUUUCAGUUAAUUUUCAAAAACUCCUACGUCAAACAAGCUAGUGUAUGGCUACCCAUAUGAAGGAAGUCGCUUGAAUCUGAUCACAUGUCGCAAUACGCUUAAAAGUCAUCGAUUAGUCACGAGAAGUCAGGGAUCUUUCGGUGAUUUUGAUUUUUUUAAAAAGCCGUUCGAGUUGACGACUCAGGGGCUUUUCUCUCAUUCACCGUUUUGUUUUGCGGUGAAUCAGACACAUAAUAAACGCAAAGUUUGACGGAAAAUUAAUAUUUUUUCAGAUUAUACUUUCACGGGUAGGGCCAUGUCUGGUUUUUCUUGAUACGAAUGCAUAAGUUAACCCAAUACGAGUUAACUUAUGCACUGAGAGACAAGUAAAACAUGCUGUUUGGACGGGAUUACAAAAGGUUUUCGAUCUGGCAACCGAGCGCAAUCGGCUACUGUUACAUCGAUCUUGUGAUCGAUCAGACGAAGCUAGUAAAGCGGUUCAGGGUGUCCCAAGAUAGACGAGUUCGAGUAUUUAAACUUUUUGCUCAACCUCGUCAUGUUCUUUGGUGCGUUACAAUAAAACUGAAAGCAAAUAAUUAUAAAUAAGAUAAACGAUAGUUUCGAUACUGUAGGUGAUAAAGUUUUUAACUCAUUCUGGUGCUUUUUAAGCGAAUUGUGAAUUUUUCAAUAUGAAUUGAAACCAGUCUUAAAACCGGAAUUUACUUAAAUACUCAAUGGCGAAAGCCAAUUGUGAAAAUAUCCUUUGUUAUCGGAGUUGCAAUCAUUUUACUGAACUACGAAUCAUUUGGACAAUUCAAUCGCGAAAACUUGAUUUUUCCUGAGUCCAGGUACCUUGAAGAAAAUCUAACGACAGAUUCUUGUGCGCUAGAGUCAGGGCUUUCCAAUCAUACGAGAAAACGGACAAUUAUAACGGUGGCAAGUUUCAGGUCUUAUCCAACGGGGUUCUUUGAUCCUUCGCGACAUAUCGAAAGCCGGCAUCCGUAAAAAUGUGACCAAUCGGACUGUUAUGGUCACAAUGAAUAGACGGUUUUCAGCUUGUUUUGAAAAUAAUUAUAUGUACUAGAUUUACAAAAUAAGAGUAUUUGUAUAUCUCUUUGCAAAAAAGCUUCUAGUUUCAGUUUCUUCAGAGGUAGAAAGUGAAUCUGUAGGAUUCUUACCGUUUUUUCUGUAAAUCUCGGAUAGAGGUAAAAGUUUCAAAUCUGUAUUAGGAUGAAUUUUGCAUGAAAUUUGUCGGUCUCAUUGAAAUAUAAUAAUGUUUAUACGCUGAGAUUUUGACGCAACAACUGAUCCUUGGAGCUAUUUUUUGGAGGAUGUGUCGCCGUUCGCCAAUUCAACUUUCGCCAAUGUUCGCCAGUAGACAUUCGCCAAUAGGCGAAUGUCCAAAAAAGUUGGCGAAUGUCAAUGAGACAUUCGC